Podarcis lilfordi (Lilford's wall lizard) is the source of this 18512-nucleotide messenger RNA. The record is from the annotation of a GenBank genome assembly. NCBI's taxonomy places the organism in Eukaryota, Metazoa, Chordata, Lepidosauria, Squamata, Lacertidae.
UCUGUUUACAGCUGUGCUGGGGAGAGAGGGGGAGAGAGAGAGAGAGAGAGAGAGAGAGAGAGAUCACUCCCCAGGGAAACACAAGGACAGUUCUCCCUGGGCACUCGAGGCCUUGAUCCGCACUGUGUGCUGGGGUUGCCAGGGGGACACUGGAAGCAGCAGCAGGCGGAAAGGUAACUGAAGUAGCAACCCAGAAAGCUCACCUGCCACGCUGAGCCCUGCGCUUCCAGCUUUGCAAUUAGAUCUGGGUUUGCUGCUCAUACACGUCUGUCUCUGUCGAUGCAGCGAAAGCAGCACCGUCGGGCUCAUUUGGUCGUGCCGAGAUAAGCUUUAGACAAACAGAGUCAAACUGGACACUUCUUUCUCCUCUUGACCAAUUUCCCAGGGGAUGAAACUGCUGUGCAUGACAGUACACAGGAUUCCUGCAGAAAAGUGGAGGGGGAAGCAUUUCCACAACCCCCCUCCCUUCCUUCCUAAAGAAACAUGACUUUUCUGAUGAUGACAAGGGACCAUGAUCCCAAAUACUUUCUGCAGGUGGAAAACGGGCCAGGAAAUGUUUUCGUGACCCAGCUAGGAGAACACAGGUAAGGUGGCCCUUGAUGUGUGUGAUGCAUUCCUUAAAACGGCUGUGGGGGGACUUUUAUUCAGUUUGAGGGCCGCACUGUCAGCUGGGAAACCAUCUGGGGGCCACAUGCCAAGCUGAGUGGGGUCAGGGGAUGCUGCUCUAACCCCCUUGUAGAGUGGGUUACAUUCUAGCCAUGGAAAAGAUAGAUGUACCUACAGAUUUGUAUGCUACUGCAUGCUACUGAUUUGUAUACAUGUUAGAUGGACAUACCUAUUUUCUGGCAGGCUGGUCGCAUUUUCAUUCUUAUUAUUUAAUUAGCACAUUUAUGCCCAUCCCUUUCCUCCAAGGAGCUCAAGGUGAAGCAAACACCUAUCUCCCUCUCGAUUUAUUCCUCACAACAACCCUGUGAGGUAGGUCAGGCUUGAGAGACAAAGACUGGCUCAAAGCCACGCAGUAGGCCUCAAGGCUGAGUGAGGAUUUGAACCCUGGUCUCCCAAGACCCUAGCCACUACUCCACACUCACUGUCUGCCAUCAUUGGGACUGCUUGCUCAAGGAAAUUAUCGUUUCCAGGUUACACACCAAAGGCUUCCAACAGGAUACAGAAAAACCUAACAAACCCAUUCUUAUUCCGAUCAAAUCACUUGGUGGUACGGCUCAAGUGGAUCUCAUCAAACUGCACGGCUGGCGCCAGGGAUGAUGUCACUGCUGCCUCUUUCCGCAGCGUUAAAAUGCCAGACCAACAGUAACAUGGCAUAUAAAACAGUUCCCACAGUCAACCCUGCAUUUGGUGUUUGCGCUGCAUGGGGCAAAGAAGAUUUCAUGCUGUAGAAACACACCAUGGAAUUUGUUUAAGCUGUUGACAUCAUUUAAGAUCUCCCCACAUUUACUCGUGAGAAAACAAAGCGAGAACUUUGCAGAGAGCAGCAAAACACGUGGGCCCUGAAUUUGUGGCGAUCGUAGGGAGGUCUGACUAACCCCCAUGCAUCCUCAUAAACUUAGAUGCUCAGCUGGCAGAGACAGCUUUGAAAAGGCCUGGGUGGAUUUGGAGAAUUAUCUGCAGCUUCUACAUGUGGGCGUCUCUUUAGCUGUCUGCAAUAUGUCAUUGGUCUGCCAGAUAAUGCUUUACAGUAGACUUGACAGCCCUGGAGAUUCUUUCUCCAGGACUUCAGCUGUAAGUGUUACCUGAACAUGUGAAUGGUAAGAGUGUGGGGUGGGGCAGGGCAUUCAGGCUAGCCUCGCCCCCAGUGUCAUCAUGCCCGCUCCCCACUCAGUCCCCAACACAAUAUGGGGAAGGUCAUGAGGGUUUUUUGACUGAGGGCUUAUUCAUACUCCCUGCUGCUUUCCACCACUCUUUAGUGCUCAGUUGGAGCAAAGAGUGAUUCAGGUUUCACCCAGAUUGCCAUUUGUUCCGAUCUAUCGCUAAAGAAUGGGUUUUCUCUUGGAAAACAAUGGGGAAACCACUCAGAUACAUGCCUAGAAUAAGCGUGGGUCAAGCAGAAACAAGGAUGAGCCCUGAGUAUCAGUAGACUCCUGGUGCCAUUCUGAACUGGAAAAUUUCCGGUGGGAAAAUAAAGCAUUGGAAAAAGUUACUGCCUCAUAUUACUGCUGGGUGGUUGAGCAGGGAACAGGGUUCUUCUUACUUCCCACAAUAUGUAGGAGAAUUAUUGAAGGUAUCGCAUCGUCUGAUGCAGACUGAGAAUUAACAACUUGUGCUGAAGAGCUGCCCUGGCUGAUUUUUUGCACUUUCUGCUCUAGCACAAGAGCAGGCAAGCAUCUGGUUUUUCCUGAUCAGGUGGCAAUCCGACUUGUUGGUCUAGAAAAUGAUCCUUUGCAAAGCACAGCUGCAGGAUUAGAGUAUGUGUAAUUGCAACUUGGAUUUGCAUUCCACAUUUGGUUGCUCACACUAGGACUUUGAUUUGCCAUGGGCUUCUUUUCUAGCCAUUUGAUCCAAUUCAUUCAGGUAUGCUUGCAGCAAUUGCCUGCAAAGAUGGUCAGGAGAACUCUAUGCAGAAAAGACUUUCCCAACUCCAACGCCCAUCAGCCCCAGCCAGCAUGGCCAGUGAUCAAGAAUGAGGGAAUAGGGAUCUCCUAACAACCGCAUGCACACUUAACAAACUACAGUUCUCAGGAUUCUUUGGGGGAAGCCAUGAGUUUUAUAAUAUUGCUUUAAAUUUAUGAUGUGGAUGUGGUCUUAGGCCCCAACUCCACAAUAUACAUUUAAAGCAACAUCACACCACUGUGUGGUUUAACAGUUAAUCCCUCUUCUCAAUCCCUCUGGGAAUUGUAGCUCUCUUAAAGGAAAAGGUGUCUCCUAACAAACCUCAGCACUCUUAACAAACUGCAGUUCUCAGGUUACUUUGGGAGACCAUGGCCGUAGUAUUAAAGGUAAAGGUAAAGGGACCCCUGACCAUUAGGUCUAGUUGUGACUGACUCGCUCAUCUCGCUCUAUAGGCCAAGGGAGCCGGCGUUUGUCCUCAGACAGCUUCUGGGUCAUGUGGCCAGCAUGACUAAGCUGCUUCUGGCAAACCAGAGCAGCGUACGGAAACGCCGUUUACCUUCCCACCAGAGCACUACCUAUUUAUCUACUUGCACUUUGGUGUGCUUUCAAACUGCUAGGUUGGCAGGAGCAGGGACUGAACAACGGGAGCUCACCCCAUCGUGGGGAUUCGAACCGCUGACCUUCUGAUCAGCAAGUCCUAGGCUCUGUGGUUUAACCCACAGCGGCACCUACUUUAAAACUAUAGUGAAGAUGUGGUCCUUAUUUGGAUACAACCCAAAGCAGGUUUCCCCCCUUUAGAACUAUGUAAAUUAAUGUAUAUUGAUAAAUUCAUUAAUUGGUCAAUUAAAACAUAUAUUAAAUCAGCUAACAGCCCAAUCCCAAUGGCUACUCAUAAAUAAGCCCAAUGAGGCUGACUCUUAGAAAACCACAUGUGUGAACACAGCCUGAGUUUUCAUUGGAUGACAAACCUAGUAAUAUGUGAUCAAACCCUAAUUUCCUCCCUUUGUCCUGUCAUCAGUCCUGGUUCCCCUUCAGCUGUGUUGAACACCUCUCACUGCAGUAUGUGCCAACCCAGAUUUCAUGGACUACAAUUCCCAUCAGUGGACGGGAACUGCAGUUCAAUACAUCUGGAUGGCACCAGGUUGGCAAAGACUGCUCUAAUGAUAGCAGUUGAGUGAUAGGACCAUGGAACGAACCCAGCAGGUGGCACUACGGCUGUUUCGUCUCCUCCUGAAUGGGGUAAUGUAAAGGUCCCACCUGGAUCUCUUGAGUUGUGACCUUUCAACCUUAUAUCGCUAGCGGUACUAUUUAGGAAGGAGCCGCUGCCAAACUACUCCCGUUAAGUGUUGCUUCCUUGUGUUGAAAGGGGAGACAUCUCCUGUAAACUUAGUAUGUUAUGGGAUUUACCCUGUGUAGGGUAGGUGUAAAGGGUAGGUGCUCAAGGAUGAAGCAAGAUGCCAUAGAGGUGCCAUUGUGAUGCUUCCGGCUAUCUCCCCUAACUCCUAGAUACUGCUGUUGUCACUGCUCUCAGGCUCCAAAAGUUCAGCAUAGAUUUAUAUCCUGGAGUUUUAAGGAGAAUGGACAGGUGAGUGACUUGUAGCCUGGGGGCUUCAUGUGGCCCCAUUGCCAUUUUAUGCAACCCCCAAAACCUGCCACCAUCCAUUUCUUUCUGCAGGGAUCCUACAUUCCAUUUAUUUUAUCACUAUUGUCGCUGGCUUUGCCUCCCUCCAUCUUUCUAUAUAGUUUCUCAAUAAUUGGAGAAGGCGGGAUUUCAUUUUUUUAAAAAAAAUCUACCCCCCAUUUGAGAAAAAAAUCCUGCUGUUUGUAAGACUCCUGUUCAAAGGAUUCCACAGCUUCUACGUUGAAAUCUAUGGGGCGAUCAGGCUCAAGAAGGGCAUACAAAAGAACUCAUUACAUGGUUGUUGGCAGAAGCUAGGACAUCUGUUGUACAAAAAUGGAAGACAUUGCAAGAAUUGCAAAUUUCCCCAUGUGUGGAACAUUGUGAUUGGGGGGGGGGGGAUAGGGCAUAAUUUAAAUGUUGGAAGCUCCAGAAGGUUGCCAGGCCAUGUGGUGGGAUUUCAUUUCUUACAGUGCUGCAAAUAGCCUCUGGGACUGUAUGGCUUUGCCUAUGCGUGAAAUAUGGCUUUCUGAAGGAUUUGUGAAUGUUUUAUAUAUCAUUAUGUCUCUCCAUUUUGAUUUUGUAUAGACUGAGGAGAAUUUGUACAUAGUCCUUGCCCUCCCUACUGGGUUAUAUCUCAUGGUGUGUAUAUACAACAGAUAAUAAUAAAAUUGUUAUGCUUCCAUCAUGGAAGUAUGUGUACGCAUGUCUGAAUGUGCAGCACACAAUUCCUCCUUAGAGAGGAAUUACAUUUACUUGCUUUCUAAAAUGGUAGUUGUUUGGUCUGCUUUACAUAAAAAGAAAAGAAAAGAAAUCCUCUGUACAGUGGUACCUCGGGUUAAGUACUUAAUUCAUUCCGGAGGUCUGUUCUUAACCUGAAACUGUUCUUAACCUGAAGCACCACUUUAGCUAAUAGGGCCUCCUGCUGCUGCCGCCGCACGAUUUCUGUUCUCAUCCUGAAGCAAAGUUCUUAACAUUUUUCUGGGUUAGCGGAGUCUGUAAUCUGAAGCGUAUGUAACCUGAAGCGUAUGUAACCCGAGGUACCAUUGUAUACUUAUUUCAGAGCAACCCCACAAAACCUAGUGGGGGUUACUUCUAAGUAGACCUUCAUAUCAUAGGGGCACAGGGCAUGGAGGGAGCCUGCUGCGUCCAGGAUCAGGCUUGACCCAGGAGUGGAGCUGCGACUGGGCCCAGGCACAAGAAAGCUGCCUCAGCAGCAACAUUGGGUGCCACAAUGCAGCCAAGGAGAGGGGCGGCAAUGUUGCUGCCAACUCUCCUCUCUCUGCCCCAGGAGUGGAGCUGCAGUUGGCAGUGUUGGUCCCCCAUGCAAAAAUGCUGUCUGCACAGCUCUUUCACAGCUCCAAUUAGGGGACCUGUGGUGGGGGCCCCUCCAAAAAAAUGUGCCAUGCCACCCCAACCACCCAUGCUAUGCCACUGCCUGUAAUAUGUCAUUGAUCACCCAGACCUUGAGAAUCAAGAUGGUGCCUGUUUUCAUCUUCAUCUACAUAAGCUCACCGAAAGUGUGACAGAACAUUGGGAGCUGCCUUUCAUACAUGGAGAAUAAUUUCUAGGUAAUAAGGGUCUAUGACAACAAUUUACCUUUUUAUAUAUAUAUAGGGAAGAAGAGGAUGAAGAUGUGCCUCAGAUUCCUGUCAUGCGAGAGGUCAGCUGCCUUUGUCAUUCUCUUUCUCAGACAAGAGGGCCGGGUUAAAUAUAGGACAGGGCUUCUGUUUCUUUGUUAGGUUGUGCCAAAAGCAGAGCUUUGGCAGAAGUCGAGCAAUUCUCCGAUAAUAACCGUGCCAGGGGGAUUGAACUGGUAUCCAGGGAAGAUAAUAUUCUUCUAACUGUUAAAGCCCUACUUGGGAGUUUGCCUUCUGUGCCAAUUCAACACGCAAAAGGGGAGAGCAGGAAUGAACAUGUAAGCUCUGUCCUCUUGUCAGCAUGUGCAGCGGAGAGCUUGCUUGACUCAUGCAGGCUGAGGCUCCCUGCAUAUGGGGAGCCUUGGCCCUCCAGAUGGCACUGAACUACAACUCCCAUCAUUCCCUGACCCUGUAGACCUGAAGGAGCGUCUACACCCCCAUUGUUCAGCCUGGACACUGAGGUACAGCUCUGAGGGCAUUCUGGUAGUUCCCUCAUUGCAAGAGUACCCCUAAACAUUUUUAAAGAAAAAAAGUAGUGUGUGGGGUGUGUGUGUGUUUGUGUACACACACACACACACACACACACACACACACACGUGGACUAGAUAACCUUUGGGGACCCUUCCAACCCUACGGUUCUCUCUCCUUCCAUCUCUCUCUCUCUGUAUAUUUGUAAAAACCAGUUUUGUUUUCUAGAGCACCAGUGACAUUUUGCAGCAUCGCAGAAAAGCACUGCAAACAUUCCGGCUUCGGAAGAAAGAAAUUGAAAAUGAGCAAGCUUCUGCAGAACUGACUGCAAAGAAACAAGAGUUCAAAGAGAGGAUGGAAGUGCUGGCCCAACGAAGAGAGGCACUUGAACAAAAAGAUCAGGAUGUAAGCAUCACUCUGCAUCUAUAAGGAGAGCACUUCGAGUUGGGGUCUAGGCUGGAUCUGCAUUGAUCUGUUAAACGUUAUUAACAGAAAAGAAACAUUAAAUCAAUAUACAUUAAAUAAUUAUCCAAUAUCCAAAAGCGGAAAAAAGAAAAAGCAUAAACAAAAUGAAAUAAACCCACUACCCUGUUUAACUUCCCUCCACCACUACUCGUCUUCUCUAGAAUCAAUUUUACCCUUAUCAUUGCAUUCCGAUUGUUUUUAUUUUCUCUAUAUACAUACAUACGUCAUUGAUAAUUUAUUGUUGAUGCAUUUACAUUCUUAACCUAAGGAUAUUAGCAUGUCUUUUUUAGAGCAAUAUUUUGUCAUAUAAUCAAAGCAUUGCCAUUCAUUUUUUAGUUUUUGAUUUGACUGCUGUCGUAUGGAUGCUGUUAAUUUAGCUAAUUUUAAAUAUUCAUUUAAUUUGAGAAUCCAUUCCUCCUUGGUAGGUAGUUCUUUAGCUUUCCAUUUAGAUGCUAUUACUAUCCUAGCUGUGGUGGUCGCAUAUAAGAAAAUUCUUUUUCCCUAUUUCGGUAUUUCUUUUUCUAAAAGGCCCAGUAGGUAAGCCUCUGGUUUUUUUGUUAAUGGGAUUUUAAGCAUUUUUUUCAACUGCUCAUGUAUUUCUCCCCAGAAGUACUUAAUCGGGGUGCAACUCCACCACAUAUCAGGCACUGCCAUUCUCACACAGUUGUAAUGAUGCAAAGCCGGAAAUGGGGGCCAGUCAGGUGUGCUAGCGACAGUGGUACCUCAGGUUACAUACGCUUCAGGUUACAUACGCUUCAAGUUACAGACUCCGCUAACCCAGAAAUAGUGCUUCAGGUUAAGAACUUUGCUUCAGAAUGAGAACAGAAACCGUGCUCCAGCGGCACGGCAGUAGCAGGAGGCCCCAUUAGCUAAAGUGGUGCUUCAGGUUAAGAACAGUUUCAGGUUAAGAACAGACCUCCAGAACAAAUUAAGUACUUAACCCGAGGUACCACUGUAUAGGGGGCCGAGAUGUCUUCAACUCCCUCUGUAUUUGUUGGAAGGGGACCAGGCCCCCUCAAUGUUGAGGGGGCAGAGGAGGUCGAGUGCGGAUCUAAGCAUGGCUCAGUGCUCAGCCCCCUCCAGACAAUUGGAAAAAUGAGAAAGUGAAAGAAACUGGAAAUGACAUUCACUCAUACUCAAUCGUAGCUCCAGAGCACUGUGCAGGCAGGCAGCCUGAUCACAAGAGGGCAGCAUAGCAGAGGCUGUAGAUGGGAUUUGAGAUGGAACACUAGCAUUUAGUUUGGUAGGUCCCCAAUUCAGCUGCUGGUAUCUCUGUUUAAAAGCUUCAAAUGUCAGAUGAUGAGCAAGACCUGCCUGAGACCCUGAAGAGUCUCCAUCUAGUUGCAAUAUGCAAUACUGGGCAAGAUAAACCAGCAGCCUGGUGAGGUAUAAGACAAAAGUGCUUGGACCCAUACCUAAAAAGUGUGGAACAAGAGGAAAACCACUUGGGCCCAUGCUUCCUAGGCAUGGGAAAAGUGGAAGUGUGAAGGAACCCUAAGUUGCUGUGAACUUAGUCCCAGGUAAGUGUGUAAAUGACUGCAGCUUAAUCAGUCUUCCCUCCAUUUUUUGUUAGUGUCCAGGAUGAAUUCAUUCGCAUUUUCUCUGAAACAAAUGACUUCCCCUUCAUGGGCUCCCACCUUUGAAUACUGAGCAAAACUAUGCAAAACUGAUUAAGCCUUCUUUCUCCUUCUUGGUUCAGAGGAAGAACCGAAUUCUUGAAUUUGACGCAUAUAUUAAAGAGUGUCAUCAGAAGAAGGAGCGUGUCAUUCAGCUGUACCACCAGGAACACGCGCUGAAAGCCCUCAAGAAGCGUGAGGUAUUCAAACUGAAAAAAGAGCUUAAGAAACUCCAAGUUAGGUAUGUGACUGAUGCUUUUAAGACAGAUUUGAGUCUGAGCCACGGGUAUCUGGGCAGGGGUGCAGUGAGGCAAUCUUAGACACUGGACUUCUGGAGGCCCCAUCGUUAGAUGCCAGUGUGUAUUACUCCACUUACUUCAAAAUGUCGUAAGCCAGCUUUGCUAUAUUUGGGGACUCUCCUGCUGGGGCAUUCCUCUGAGUGGGGCCCUGGACUUCAGUCCCAAAGUCUUCUCCUGAUAACACCACUGCACAUUAUUCUCCAGCCAGCCAGCAUGACUGGCUUUCCUGAUCUGAAGGUCCUGUGCCCUGGCAGAAUAGAAUCAUCAUCAAAAUUAUAUUUCUUAAGAAUGGGGGCUUGCUAAGAGGGCCAUAGCUUAAAUGGGGAAGGCUGUAUUUCAGUGGGAGAGCAUCUGCCUUGCAUGCAGAAGGUCGCUGGUUCAAUCCCUGGCAUCUCUAGGUAGGGCUGCCAGUCAGUGUAGAUAUUAUUGAGCUACCUGGGCCAAUGGUCGACUCAAUAUAAGGCAGCUUUCUGUGUUCCUAAAUUUAAUCCUUUACAUAUUUACAUAGAGCAAAUGUUUAAUUAUCUAAGAGUACAGUACUCAGCCAGAGGGACGUGGGUGGCGCUGUGGGUUAAACCACAGAGCCUAGGGCUUGCUGAUCAGAAGGUCGGCAGUUUGAAUCCCUGCGAUGGGGUGAGCUCCUGUUGUUUGGUCCCUGCUCCAGUGCCAGUGUGGUGUAGUGGUUAAGAGUGGUAGUCUCGUAAUCUGGGGAACCGGGUUCGCGUCUCCGCUCCUCCACAUGCAGCUGCUGGGUGACCUUGGGCCAGUCACACUUCUCUGAAGUCUUUCAGCCCCACUCACCUCACAGAGUGUUUGUUGUGGGGGAGGAAGGGAAAGGAGAAAUGUUAGCCGCUUUGAGACUUCUGAAGGGGAGUGAAAGGCGGGAUAUCAAAUCCAAACUCUUCUUCUUCUUCCUGCCAACCUAGCAGUUCGAAAGCACAUCAAAGUGCAAAGAGAUAAAUAAGUACCACUCCGGCGGGAAGGUAAACAGUGUUUCCAUGCGCUGCUCUGGUUCGCCAGAAGUGGCUUAGUCAUGCUGGCCACAUGACCCGGAAGCUAUACGCCGGCUCCCUUGGCCAGUAAAGCGAGUUGAGUGCCGCAACCCCAGAGUCGGCCACGACUGGACCUAAUGGUCCGGGGUCCCUUUACCUUUACCUUUACAGUGCACAGCCAGCUUUCCUUUUCCCUCCUUUAAAAACACAAUGGCGCCCCAGCUGUGGAAUAUAUUUCCCUCUGAGUUCUGCUGGUGCCUACCUCACUUUCAACUUUUGCCCUAGGUUAAGAAGACCCCAACUGCUUUCUUGGGGGUUUAUUAAUUGUUAACUCUGCUUUGUAAUAAUAAGGGGAUCAGCCACUCUGUGUUUUAAGAUGGUUGUGAUUCAUUCGUUCAUUUUUAUCUGCUUGCUUACCUAACAAAAGGGUGGUUCCAAAUAUAUCCGUGUACCUUGCUCUGAGUACAUUUUGAUAUAGAACUGGUCACAAAUAUUUUGAUAAAUGAAUGAAACAAAAGCCAAGACCCUUUUGGGUCCUCAGGACAACAUCUUGAUGGUGCUGACCACAUUUUUAUCUGUAAGCCACAUUGAGUCCCUGUCAGGGGGAAAAGGCGGCAUAUAAAUAAAUAUAUAUGCAGUGAUCAUCAUCACCAACUUGAGCCAGUGAAGGCUGCUCCAUUAGAGCAAAAGGGGCAGUAUUCCACCAACUUCACUGUGCCCCCAGCCAGCCCCUACCUGCCUGCCUUUUUAGUUACAUCUACUCCACAGGCAGACACUCAGUCUCAGUGUUGCCUCGGCAGAACUCCUUAGGGAGGAGGAUGAGAACAUAACUAGAGUUAGUUGGCUCUGCUCAUCAUUGGCUCAUUGACUUCUCUGCCCUCCUGCCUACCAGUCCCAAUGGGCACCAGCCAGCCAACACUGGGCUAAGCUGGUCUGUCACUCAAACGCACAGCUGGCAGGAACUGGUAGUGCAACUAAACAUGGGCCAUCUCUGCAGAUGUUUGGCUGCCCGUGGCAGUCAAGGUUGAGAUGGGGGAGGAUUGUCCCUCACAUUUCGUAACUGAGUUACAGCUAUGAUCCCUUUCCAGGAAUUCUAGUCAUUUGUUGAUAAGAUGAUUUUUAACGUCUGAGGCAUUCCAAGCGCCCCUAAUAUAUAUUUCUUCAGAAAAAAGGAACUACAGAAGAAGAUGGCAAAAUACAAAAGCUUCGAAGAUUUCCUGAAGAAAGUUACCGCCACAUUCACACCAGGUGAGUAUAAUCAUUAAACAGUUACACUUUACUUGGGGGGGACUCUGUACUUGACAAAUACGUAUUUAGAUUUCUUGCCUUUUGACUCAUAAAAGGAUCCACAAGACAUCUUUCAUAAACCACUUUUGAAGAGCCAUCAAAAAUAAAGAGUAGCACAAAAAUACCAAAACAAUAAAAACAUGACCCUGAUAUGUGUUUUCCAUGUAUAGCAUAAUCCACCCUGUUUUCCAUUGCAGGAUUUCUUGGAUAUCCGGAAGACUCCAUGGUUGAAGCCCUCAUCAAAAGGCACAAGACACUGCUUGAGGAAAACCAGAGCUUGAUGAAGAAUUUGUCCAUCCAGCAGUGUCACAUUGAGGAAACGCAAAAAGAAUUAGGGAUUUUGCGAGAGGAAUACAAUACCACGACAUUUGUAAUGUUCACUGAGCAUGUAGUUUUUAUGACGCCCAAUCCAUUCAUUCCACAGGUCCGAUUGUACUAAGCACCGAGUGUGCUGGUUCUUUUCUGAAACCUUAGAGAAGGUCAAUUCUGUCUUCUGAAACCAACAAAGCUUUGAGAAGUAUUUGCAGCACAUAGGAAACCCAUGCUGUGUAAUUAAUUAGGAUUCUCAACUUGUAGAUUCCUUCGGAACAGGGUCCAAUUGGUACUAUAACUGGUCACACUACAAAGCCUCAGAGAGGAUUUGUUGCUGCUGCUGCUGUUGUUUUCUUUUUCUGCAGGAAGUGGGUGAAUGAUCUUUUUGAAAGGCUUUUUGAAAAAUAUGAUUAUGGCUUCCCCCUCUUGCCCCAUUGUGUGCUGCUAGUGCAUUGCUGCUGCUGCUGCUAUUGUUUCAUUGUGUUCUAUUAGUUUGCAUCUUCCCUCUCAUUGUGUACUACUAGUGUACAUCUCCCUUCUCAUUGGGCACUAUUAAUAAUAUUAGUAUUAAUAAUAUUACUAUUAAUAAUAUUAGUAUUAAUACUAUUGGUAUCGAAUGGUGUUACAAUACUGGCAGGUAUUGUCUUCUCUGACUGGCAGUGGCUUUCGAGAAUCUCAGGUAGAAGAUCUUUCCUAUGGCCUGCUACCUGUUCUGUUAAGUGGAGAUGCUCCUAGGACUGAACCUGGGACAUUCUGCAAUCAAAGCAUGUACUGCAUCACUGAGCUAUGGCUCUUCCCCAUAAGCCUAAGUGCUGCUGUGGUGGAGGAAAUAAAACCAUUGCUACAGCACCAGACCCUUUUGUACCACUAGGAACCGUUGCUGUUUUCUAGGCAGCGCCGCUCACUUUUUCUCAGGGAAGCCUGGGAGCCUUGAAAUACCCUACCCUGACUUUCCCUGGCUAGUACCUAUGAUGGCUAUGUUCUACUUCCGCUAUUGAAGGAAGUUUGCCUCUGAAUACCCAUUGCGAGACACUGCAGAAGGGGUGAGUGCUAUUGUGCUCAUGUUCAGAGUGCUGGACUAAAUGGGUUCUUGGCAUGCUCCAGCAGGAAAUCUCAAAAGAGUCAAAACCUCUCCAGAUACAAUUUCUCUUUCAUUCAGCUGCCAUGCAUUCCAAAUAGUCUAAUGCGGCUGUGAAGUGUUUCUGCAUAUAUUUGCAUGUGUAGGUGGGUGAAAUCACUUGCAAAGCCUCUAUUUCCUCUUGCAAGCUUGGUUAAUAUUUUUAUUGUUAAUUACAGUCAUACCUUGGGUUGAAUGUGCUUCGGAUUGAGCGCGUUCGAGUUGCGCUCCACGGCAACCCAGAAGUAAUGGAGUGCGUUACUUCAGGAUUUCGCCGCUUGCGCAUCUGCAGACGCUCAAAAUGACAUCACGCAUGCGCAGAAGCAGCGAAAAGCAACGGGCAUGUGCCCAGACGUGCCGUCGCUAGUUACGUUUGCUUCUAGAUGCAAACAGGGCUCCGGAAUGGAUCCCGUUCGUAUCCAGAGGUACCACUGUAUUACAUUAAUGUUUACUGUAUGCUGCCCUGAGAUCCUUGGGUGAAAGGCAGAUUACAAAUGCCGUAAAAUAAAUGUACGAACAGCGCAUCCCUAAAUUCCCAUUUUAUGGCUUUGCCUAGGUGCUGCUCGGCAAAAUUUCUGAACUUCAGUCAAAGAAAAGUGCACUACAAGAAAAAAAGAAACACUUGUGUCACCACAUUAACAAUGAGGAAUGUCUCAUCGAUCAAAAGGUAAGCUUCUCUGAGUCCCCACCCCACCCCAAAGCUCCUGUUUAUUGAUUGGAUGUUGUAUACAACUUAGAGAUUAAAAAUGUACCGUAUUUUUCGCCCCAUAGGACGCACUUUUCCCCCUCCAAAAAUGAAGGGGAAAUGUGUGUGCGUCCUAUGGGGCGAAUGCAGGCUUUCGCUGAAGCCUGGAGAGCGAGAGGCAUCGGUGUGCACCGACCCCUCUCGCUCUCCAGGCUUCAGGAAGCUAUCCGCAAGCCUUGCAAGCCCGGAGGGAGUUCCCGCGGGCUCACAAGGCUUGUGGGCAGCAGCCUGCAGCCUGAAGCAUGGGGAGCCCUCCGGAGGGCGCCCCGUGCUUUGGGCGGGGGUCCGCAAGCCUUGCACGCCCGGCGGGAGGUCCCGCCCAGCGCGCGAGGCUUGGGGCAGCAGCCUGCAGCCCGAAGCACGGGGAGCCCUCCGGAGGGCGCCCCGUGCUUCGGGCAGGUGUGCACAAGGCUUGGGGCGGCAGCUGCGGCUGGGGGGAAAAAUAAUUUUUUAAAAAUUCAUUCCCCCCCCCAAAAAAAACGAGGUGCGUCCUAUGGGCCGGUGCGCCCUAUAGGACAAAAAAUACGGUAUAUAUUACAGGGUUUAUAAAUACUUUUGCUUUUAAGUAAAUAAAGUAAAAUACAGCUCCCAUUAGCCCCAGCCAGCAUGGAAGUUCAACAAUAUCUGGGCUGGAUCUACAUUGAUCUUUGAUACAUUAUUAAAUAUAAUGGUCUAUAACAUUUGUUACAGUUUCCCUUUGCCCUCUGCUCUACAGGGCCCUCUGGUGUCACAUUUUAGCAAUGGAUUUUUAGCAUUAUAAACCACAAGUGUAAAUCUGCCCCGGGAGGGCUAAAAGUUCCCCAUGCCUGCCUUAAUUUGCAAAAAGCCUGCUUUGAGGAUAGUGGAGGGGCAGGACUGACGAGUGAACUGGGAUUUAAUUUGCUGCUGUGUCCCAUUUGAAAUGAGAAUUGCAAAGCUGGGAUGAAACUGGAUUUAUAUUGAUAAUGAAGAUGAUGAACCAGCUCCAUCUUCUUUUUUUUAAAAAAGUGCUAACCUCACACUUGAUAAGUGUUGUCUUCUUUCACUACUCUCCAAGUAUAUGUGGAUGUAUAGUAGUGAGAAGGACAAAGUUCAUCCAUCUCUUUAUGCUCAUGUAGAGGCAAGAUCUAAGCAGGAUGAUGUUAGCAAUCAACAACAUGGCAGAGUUAUGCUACAUGCCUCAUUAUGGCCCUUUGGACAACAUGACAUUGUGGUCCAAGCUAGACAUGAUCCAGGUAAGUGAAACCAACCCAAGACUGAGUGUAACAUUUUAUCCAUGACUGUUAUGAACAGCAAUAAUCUAAGGGGAUAAAGCAGGCAUUUAGAUCAGGGAGUGGAGCAAUAAUACAUAAAGCAUUUUUACUCCGCUCUUCAGCCCCACUCUUCCUUUUUGAAGUGAAGGACAUGAGGCAGGAGUUGGUAGUGCAGGUAAGCUGCGCACAGGUGAGCUGCAAGCAAGCUGCCGGCCAGCUCUGUGGAGGCUCCUUUUAUUGACACAAUAUGCAAACCCAAAUUUUGGGCUGUGACCUUUAUACAUCUUCCAAUCCUGAAAUCGUGGGGUGGUACAAAGUUAUUUUGGCACCUGUUUCCACCGCGUCAUUUUCCCCUUGCAUAGUGUAUGACAAAGGAGACAAAUGUCUCAGAGACAAAGGUCACAGACAGGACACCACAGACUACUGAGACCGCAAAAGGUUAGACAGAGGGCAAUAUGUUCAGACAGUUGUGGCUUUAUCUGUGAGGGGGAGUGUGCCCCGCACCCGAAGGUCAUGUGUGCAGGCAGCUGAGGCUGCCUGCAGGUGGGGAGUGUGCUUCGCACCCAACGAUCAUUCCUAUACUCUUGACUUGACUGACUGCUGCCGCUGGGCCUGGACAGACUACAGACUGCAUGCACUACAACAGGCAUGUCCAACAGGUCGAUCGUGGUCUACCUAUCGACCGCAGGACGCUAAUGGCAGAUCGCGGUCAAUCGCAUGACCCUUAGCGUUUGUCCUCCAAAAGGAACGAAAACUCGCCUCCCCCCCCCCAAAAAAGCUCAACCACUCUGCCUCCUCGAAAGAAAAGCUCAACAAUUUUGCCAGGCAAUGACAAUGGGUAAAUCACAGCCAGUAUUUUAAUACCGUACUGUGAGUAGAUUGCAGUCUUUUGGGAGCUGGACAUGCCUGCACUAGAAAAUAAGACGGAAAGUGCUCUAAAGGGUAGGGUGGAAAGUCCACACUUUAGAACCAAGGAGUUCCUAUCUCCUGGUGUUGAAACAACUCACUGAUCAUAGCGCUGACUUCAUUUGUUUACUGAAAAAACACUGAAAAGCAGGAGAAGUCAGGCUUGCCCAUUUGUCUGUAUAUUUCACUUCCAAACUUUUUAAAUAGGUGUCUGAUUGACUUUCUUUUUUUAUGAAAGCUCAGAGUCUGGGUCCCCUUGCAGGCAGGGUGCUGGGGCGAUUGCACCACUGAUAAUCCAGCCUUUUUAGCCAUGCAGCAAGAUAAGAAGGGAAGGAGAAGCUCAAGAACCUGAGGCUUUGCUCAAGCAUGUUGCGUGUAGCAGCUCAGGCACAUAGUAUUUAACCAUGGUUUACUGCAGCCUCCUCCAGCCUGGUGUCUUGCAGAUGUUUCAGACUGCAUCUUGCAUCAGCCCCAACCAGCACAGAGCAAGGAUGAUGGAAGUUGUAAACUGAAACAUCUGGAGAGCACCAGGAUCUGGAUAGCUGUUUUAGAGCUAUGUGUGAACCAUCCCAAUGUGUUGUUCAAGAUUAAUUUUCCAUGUGAAUUUGUAAGACGCUUUCUCAAUACUUCAGCUUAAGCCAUUCUCCUUUUAGAAACUAAGCUUUAUUAAGAACCUUUCUGUCUUUUUAUUCAGGAGUCCAUUUUGAGGAAAAAACAGAUCGUAGAGGAAACAAAAGCACUGCAGUCUGAAGAACUUACAAGGUCAUCCUCUCAGCUUUUGAGGGAAAAGUCAUCUUCUACUCUUUCUGGGGAACAACUUAAAAAGCAAAUAAGCUUUGCCAGUAAGGACAAGCUGGAAGACAAAGGAGGAAAAGCAUAAGGAGACAAAUCUCUUUUAAAAUCCCAUAUACAGAAUGGGAGACACUGCAGGGACAAGUGGAAUAUUUAUAGUAGCUUCUGCACACAAAUCAACACAGAUGGAUGUCAAUGCAUUACCAUAAAUGCUUUGAUUUGUGGGUGAAAGGGUCUUUCAUGCUCAUUUUUUGCAAGUAUGGGUUGAGUGAUCUUGAUUCUUUCUGCCUGCUAAUUCUAUGUAUUUUGGUGUUUACGGACUUGCUGGAGGAGUGGAAGCCAAUCUCUGAAAGAACCAAUGCACAAUUUGGAGGUGCUCCUGCAGCCAUCCAUUGUCCUAAACAGGCAGGCAAACUGACCAUGGCUAGUUUUAGGGAAAACUAAUCUUGCCUAUAGUGUUCUUUACUCUUGAUCAGGGCUACAUAACAGCUCCACCUGCCCGCCCCCCCCAUGCCAGUUAAGCACACUUUUUUAUUUUUUAAGUGGAUAAUGUAACCUGUACUUAGCCCUUAAUCCCAGCACAUAUUUUAAAGGAACAGAAACAGGAGUACAAUCUGCAAGCUUGUUUUCAGAGCAUUCAAACAGUGAUGCACACGUUUGUUAGAUUAAUAUGUAGUUUAGAUUCUGCAUUGAUACACUUUGGAUCAGGGGUCAGCAACCUAAGGCCCAUGGGCCAGAGGCGGCCUGCGGAGGACGCUUGACUGGCCCAUGAACCACCCCCGAAAUGAGCUGCCCACUUGCGUGCUGCACUAAACCAGUGCAGUGCUGGAAAUCGCAUCUGCACAGACACAGACAAUUGCGGGCGCUCACACUUAUGCACAGUCCGGCCCAUGGAGGGAUCUCCGUGGGACUGAUCUGGGCCUGCCCAAACAAGAUAAACCUUGCUGACCCCUGCUUUGGAUGAAAUGCAGUUAAAGGCACAGCCUGCUAAGUGAUGCAAUGGUUGCAUGGAUACGCAAACUAAGGCCCAGGAGCCAAAUCCGCCCCAGUCGCCUUCUAAAUCCAGCCCAUGGAUGGUCCGGGAAUCAGCGUGUUUUUACAUGAGUAGAAUGUGUGCUUUUAUUUAAAAUGCAUCUCUGGGUUAUUUGUGGGGCAUGGGAAUUCGUUCAGGUUUUUUUUCAAAAUAUAGUCCGGCCCCCCCCCACAAGCUCUGAGGGACAGUGCUACUGAAAAAGUUUGCUGACCCCUGAGUUAGAGUGUUGGACUAGGAUCUGGGAGAGCAGGGUUCAAAUCCCCACUCAGCUAAGAAGCUCUCUGGGUGACUUUGGGCUAGCCACCAUCUCUUAGCCUAACCUACCUCACAGGGUUGUUGUGAGGAUGAAAUGGGGACAAGAAGAACCAUGCACACCAUCUUGAGAUCCUUGGAAGGUGGUGUGUGUGUGUGUGUUUCUGAGUAGCCAUUGGUAGACUGUUAGGCUUCUACAAAAUUAUCGAAUCAUAGAGUUGUAAGGGACCACAAGGACCACCUAGUCCAACCCCCUGCAAGGCAAGAAGGUUUUGCCCAACAUGGGGCUCGAACCCACAGCCCUAAGAUUAAUAGUCUUGUGCUCUAUCAACUUUAGUAUUGGGUAUAUAUUUAUAUUCAGUUCAAGACAAUUAUCAAUAUAUCCCUUUGGGUUUUACAAAACUAUGGGGAGCAGAAGAGUCUUCUAACCAUUAAAUUAUUCUGAAUCAGUGCCCAAUAGACUGUUUGUUUUCUAACUGAGUCUCAUUUGAACAGUUAGGCUGAUAUGUUUGUUUUCCAACUGUGGUUGUGAAAUUAAGUUUAAGUGGAUUUGUUAUAUAAACUCUGUUUGUAUAUUCCAACUAUGUUUCUCGCCGUUAUAAAAUAAAUGAUGCAAUUCUCAAUUCCUUUGUUGCACAAUACACAUAAUAUCUAAACAGCAGUUGUACUUUGGGAGGCUGUGAGAGUGCAUUUGACUCAUUCUCCAAAUAUUGUCUUGGCGAUUUUGUAUAUUUUGGCCAACAGUGAAUUUUAUUUAUUUAUUUCAAUAUGGUUACUAACAACAGUACAGGUUGCUUCCAUGUUGUCUUAUCAAUUAUAUUAAGAAAGCUGAUUGUUCAUUUUUGUCUGGUAAGACACCCAAAGAACCCAAUUUUAAUAUAUCCUACAAAUAUAUAUAUUGGUUUUAUUCCAGUGUGGCUUCUCCAAAAGAAUCUUGGGUAUGGUGAAGGUGCUGGUAUUUUUUUAAUGAAUUUCCCAGGGUCAACUGUGGAGAGGGAAUGACUAUUAAAGCCAGUUUAAUUUUGCAGGUUUGAUGCCCUCAGUGUCCAGAUACUUUACCUGGAGACAAUAUUAGUGUAAUAAAAAAAUAAAUAAAUCUUUUCAAAGUAUCAGAAUUUGUAUACCACUUAAUUGUAAAAACAUCUAAGCCAUUUACAUUUUUUUAAAUAUACA